Zingiber officinale is the source of this 3884-nucleotide messenger RNA. RefSeq names its product homoserine kinase-like. Bases 160 to 1287 code for a protein of 375 amino acids. Gene Ontology annotation, biological process: L-threonine metabolic process. Lineage: Eukaryota; Viridiplantae; Streptophyta; Magnoliopsida; Zingiberales; Zingiberaceae. The record is from RefSeq and is a predicted model, not a curated record. Gene Ontology annotation, molecular function: homoserine kinase activity; ATP binding. The transcript has 5 exons.
GUGCCGAAAGAUUUUUGGGCCACGCUAUAAUAUAUAAGGUUUGAUUAGUGGUGGCAAUUCCUACGUGCAAUCUGACUAACUAACCAAAUUGCGAGCGCAUAACCCGUCGAUCAGACCUAACCUGCCAACAUCCAUUGCCACUUCCGCCCUUGACCACCGAUGGCGGCGGCAGCCACUCCCACCAGGACCUUCCCUCCGACCAGGACUCCACUUAACCGGACACGCCCGUUCUCCCACUUCUCCCGCCUCCGGUGCUCCGCCGGUGCUAAAGCCCCGAUUUUGACAGCCUCCAACCUCACCGACCCCUCCCCAGCGUUCCGAUCUCUCACGGCCUUCGCUCCCGCCACCGUAGCCAACCUCGGCCCCGGUUUCGACUUCCUCGGUUGCGCCGUCGGUGGUGGCCUCGGCGACACCGUCACCGUCUCCGUCGACCCCGCAGUCGCGCCAGGUACUCUCUCGAUCGCCGAGAUCUCUGGAUCCUCUUCUGCCUCCAAGCUCCGGCGUGACCCGCUAUGGAACUGCGCUGGCAUAGCCGGUAUAGCCGCGAUGCGCAUGCUCGGUGUCCGCUCCGUAGGCCUCUCCCUGUCUCUUCACAAGGGCCUCCCGCUCGGUAGCGGCCUCGGCUCCAGCGCUGCUUCUGCCGCUGCCGCGGCGCUCGCCGUCAGCGAACUCUUCGGCGACUGCCUGACCCCUGACGAACUCGUUCUCGCCGGGCUCGAGUCAGAGAAGAAGGUAAGUGGCUACCACGCUGACAACGUGGGGCCUUCGAUCUUGGGAGGCUUCGUCUUGAUCCGGAGCUACGACCCGUUUGAGAUCAUCCAGCUGGAAUUCCCACAUGACCGGGAUCUCUUUUUCGUGCUGGUGAGCCCCGAGUUCGAGGCGCCCACCAAGAAGAUGAGGGAAGCAUUGCCGGCAAACAUCCCAAUGAAGGACCAUAUCCGGAACUCGAGUCAAGCCGCAGCCUUGGUGGCUGCUGUGGUGCAAGGCAAUGUGAGGGUUCUCGGAUCUGCAAUGGCAGCGGAUGCAAUCGUCGAGCCGAGGAGAGCUCCCCUAAUUCCAGGGAUGGUGAGUGUGAAGAAGGCAGCAAUGGAGGCAGGUGCCUUUGGUUGCACCAUCAGCGGCUCCGGGCCGACUGCUGUAGCAGUCAUCGACGAGGAGGAGAAAGGAAAUGAGAUCGCGUUGAGGAUGGUGGAGGCUUUCACCAAGGAGGGUAAUCUCCAAUCCAUUGCAACUGUGGCCAAGCUUGAUAGAGUUGGGGCAAGGGUCAUUGGAACAGAAGCAGCCUAAAACAAACAGAAUGUUCAGGGUUGGCCUCUGCUUAACUGGGAGGUUUGAGCACACAGGAGAUGAGUUCCAAGCAAUAAAGAAGUGUCAAUCCUUUGAUUCUUACCAGCAAAGAUCAGCUGCAGUUGUAACAGGGUAGUGCAAGCCUGGUGAGAUUGUCAUUUUCCUACUAGCAUAUUAUCACUUUGAUUUAGUGUUUUGAAUUGUAGUUUAUCUGGCGGUGAAAUAACUUUUUGCUUCAAGCCUUCUUGUGUGAUGAUGUCUACUAUAUCUAUUUGUUACUUGUUUUAACUGUAACCUCUGUUAUUUCUCUUUCCCUUUUCUUGAAGCACAAUUGUGUUUUGACAAGGAGAUAGGCUAUCGUUAAUCACUCAUCUCCACCAAACAUUAAAUCAUCAUCAAUUAUCAUCAUCGUUUGUAGUUUUGAUUGUUCAUGGAUCAUCAUCGAUUAUUAGGUCUGAUUGUUAAAUAUUUGUUAGCCAUUGAUUCCCAUUGCUAGUUUGUUAAAAGGGUCCAUUAAGUUUCAUUUUCGCUUUACUAGAAAACCUCAGCUGGUUAAGCCUGUUUUGCCAACUCUAGAGUAAGGAAUGCAACGGAAAUAAAAACACGUAUAAUACAUAAAUACCAUAAAAAGAUAAGAAUGUGGUUGGUGGCGCUGGGGAGGAUCUCAACCAGAAGAAAUCAAGGCCAUUACCUAAUGCAGCCAGUAGUUUGGAGCCAGGGGUUCGUGUUGCCGAUAAAAAUGUGGUGACCGAAAUGAAGGAGCAGGACAAAGCUGUUGGAUUCACAUUUCCAGGGAGAUAUCAGGAUAUUGUGGAAGUAAUUCAUGAGAUAAAGAACCAGUUUGAUGGGGCAUCUGCUUCAGCUGAUCAUGUGGCCAAACUGUUUGAAGUGGGAAAAUUUUUCUAUCACCACAAAAAUUCUGAAUAUAAAGUUUCUGCAAGGAUAAUUUGUGGUUUGUCUCCUCUUUCAACCUCAAAAAUGGAUGAUCUUUUGGUGAUUGAGGAAGAUGAGGUAAUUGGCACUGGAUAUCUUUCAUCAACUCUACAGAAGAUUUACAAUUGGGAAUUAAAACUCCUCGAGGAAGUCAUGGCCGAGGAAAAGAUGAUGGUUUUAUACAAUAGAAAAUGUAAGCAGCUGAAUCGACUAAGUAAAAAUGUAAAAUGGGUGCAGAGGCUGAAAAGCUGGAGUCAGUUGAAGUGUUCAUCAGAAAGCUAUCUGUAAGGAUACAAAUAACCAUAUAGAUAGUAUGCUCAAUGUCAAGUAAAAUCAAUCAAGUCAGGGAUGAAGAGUUGUAUCUGCAAGUUAUUGAACUUAUCCAUGGUUAUGUCAAAAUGCCAUCAUAUUCAAUGUCAAGCAAUAUCGGAAGCUAAAAAUCUAUAUUCUAUUAUCGACAGAGUAAAGCUGAACGACCAUAUGGAUGAAAUAAAACGACUGGAGAUGCCCACAGUUGAUUUGGCAGCUCAUUUUUCUGGUUGGGUCACUGCUCCAAGGAGCUACCUCAAAUCCUUGAACGAUUGGCUUAUGAAAGGUGUCUGUUCUGUACCUGAAGAAACAGACGAUGACAUUGCUGCUCCUUCUCCGCUUGGGAAAUUAGGUGCACCUUCUAUUUUCGUCGUCUGCAACUACUGGUCUGAGAGUGUAGAUGUCAUAUCGGAAAGGAAUGUUGUCGGUGCAAUGAAGGAUUUUGCUCAUAUUGUUUUUAAGUUAUGGCAACAGCACAGCCUCGAGCAAUGACUUUAAUAACAAAGUCUGAUUGCAAUAAGAGAUAUGGAUAGCAAGCUAAGAUUGAUGGCAAGGGAUGAGCAACUAAUGGUCAAGCAUAAGAAUAAGUUAAUGCCAAUAUCCAGUGAGAUCGAUAUAUCAGUUCCUGAACAUGCACAUCAUGGUUCCACUAUGAUUAGUUUUCAAUCAAGCCUCAGACACAUUUUUGAAGCCAUGGAAAACUUCGCUGCUAGUUAUGCAAAAGCAUACAAGGAGCACGUUUGCCAUUUCAUUGCAAUUCGAUUAGAACCGGAAGAGUUAGCAGGUGGCAUCCCAAGCGACGACAAGCUUCACUGUCUAGUGGCAUCUGGUUGUGGGGAGGAGAUGGACUAUUCCAACCGGCACAAACAUUGUGGAUAUUAUUUAUAACUUUGGAUUACUAUCUUCCUAUCUCAGGCAAGUGGUACCGAUAUGUCGAGAGCAACUUAUAGGACUUUUCAUCACUUUUUGGGCAUGACCUGAUCAAAAGCUGUGAAGUAGUGAAAGUUUUUUUGAAAAUGCCAUCGAUGCUGGUACUUGCUGCUGCUCUCCUGAAACAUCACCAAACUGCACUAGCCCCUGUUUUGAAACACUUGUCGGUCGAUCUGUCGAAGCUGUGAGAUGCUCAUGAUGCUCGAGUUGGAGCAGUCUUAGUUCUCAUGACCACUAGCACCAAGGUGCUGUUGUGCACGAUGCUGAAGAGCAUAGGACAGGAUAAGUUCACGAGUAUCUGUCGCUUUCAUGGUCACUUCUAAUUCUAUUGAUCUUCCCAACCAUGGCAUGGAGCAAAAGCUUAGUGAUGUACAUUUGAUAUCUGUAUUGAGGAUCGCUAAUAUCUAAGCUUGUUAAUUCAUUAA